Molecule: messenger RNA, 1952 nt
Organism: Mercenaria mercenaria
Lineage: Eukaryota; Metazoa; Mollusca; Bivalvia; Venerida; Veneridae
Exons: 6
Coding region: 130-1728 (532 amino acids)
Source: RefSeq, a predicted model, not a curated record
UAUAAUUGGUAUUGUAUUGCUCAAUGGUUGUUUUAGAUAUUUUAAUAAUUGAUCAAGGAAAGAUGUGUGCUGUCAAGGUUUAAACCGGCUUAUGAUUAUCCCUGGGUAUUUACGCCGCUGCUACUAGAUAUGGAAGGAUAUUUUGUUUUUGAAGUGGUCAGUGCGUUUUUGGCCAUUACUGUUAUUACCAAGAAAGGUUGCUAUGGAAGUGCCUGUAACGACAUAAACAUAGCAGCAGGCGGUUCACUGCCAAGCGGAAGUUAUUCCAUUGUUAAUAACAAAGGCGGAAGUUUCAGAGUAUAUUGUCAAUUCUAUAGCGGGUACGGAUAUACGUUUAUUUCAAAUACAACUGCAGUCGACGUCGACAUGGCUUUACUGAUGGACGAUACAAGUCACGUUAUCGUACGACAUAAACGUUUGGAUGGACAGCAGUACACCUCAACAAUAAAACAACUUGAUAGUUUUUCUAGCGUUCCAAUUUCGAUUCAAUUUAACGGACAUGCUGGCUAUACAACAUUGUUAAAUACGCAACUGGCUCCUUACAUCUAUGUCGGAUUUAUUCCAACAUCGCUCAGUAACAAGGGUGAUACACAAGGAUGGAAGAUAAACAACGACCCGCUAACAUUUAACAAUUGCGAUGGUAACCCAAAUAGUUACUUCGCUUUUUUGUUUAACCACAAUAAUGUCGGAUAUACAAACACAGCAAGUGGUCACAGUUCAUUAUUAUUUUCGUGGUAUAGUUCAGCUACACAGAUACCACAGCUGGAAUAUCUACCCGACGAGUUUUUUACUUCGUACUAUGAGAUACACCAUGGUGGUUGUGGCGGUUUUGGCACGGCUGACGGUAUUGCAGAUGUUACUGGUGCGACAGUAGGAGUCAAAUUCCCGUUAACUUGUGGACCUCCUGCUGACAUUGGUUACGGGACUAAAUCUUACGCGGACAUAUCUAUAGGCAGUGCCGUCCUGUAUUCUUGCAAUGAGAAUUACACCAUGAUAUCUGGAGAUGCGACACGCACAUGUACAGUUAAUGGCAGCUGGUCGGGAACACUACCAGCUUGUAAAGAACUUGUGAAUGUGGCAAUAGGAAAGACGGCCUACCAGACAGACACCUACUGUUGUGGCAGCGGGGAUGCGGACCUGGCUGUGGAUGGUGGCGUGUCACAGUACUGGCAUGACGGAUCUUGUUCCUUGACCGAGUCGAAAGCUGAUACUUACUGGGAAGUGGACCUUGGAGACCUUUACAUUAUAGACCACGUGACAAUUCUUGCAAGAAUUGACCCAUGUUGUGAUAGUAAACUAAGACAAGUAGAGUUAUACACCGGAACUGCCAAGACCUUCUUUAAGCGUGUCAGCUACUAUGAUGGGGUUAUAACCAACACGCACACAUUUCACAUGGACCAUACAACACAUGCUCGGUGGGUGAAAAUAACCCGUGUCUCCAGUGUGGACGAGCAGCUGUCGUUAUGUGAGGUGCAAGUUAUGGGAUACAAACCAGCAUCCUUACUAUAUAAACAGAAAGCAAAUGAGAUCGGAAACGGAACUGCUCUAAGUGUAUCUUCAUCAUGGUCACAAAUGGAUUGCUGCCGGAAAUGCUUCCGUUACCCAGGAUGCCUUGCCGUUAAUUUAUUCCUCAACACGUCAAUGUGUUACCUUCUAGAUUCGGACAGUUAUACCUCCAACGAGGAUCAAAACAUCGUUUUCUUUUCAGCAAACUACAAUUUCGUAUAAACGUGUUUGGUAUUGGACUGUUCGUUUACGAUUCUGUAAAUGAAGAUACAGGCAGUCACGGAUACAUGACAAGACUGUAUAUUGUUUCGCUUGUAUUAUAUAGUGUUACUUUGAAAGAAGUUAUAUUUUGCUUUCGGCUAGGUUCAGGUUGGAUAAACCUCAGUUGUGAUGGAUCCUGCUGUUACUUCUGUGAAUAGUAAAAACCAUAAGACCAUUUUUAGUUC